Marmota monax (woodchuck) is the source of this 1066-nucleotide messenger RNA. It is a transcript of the gene Eloc, whose product is annotated as elongin C. Gene Ontology annotation, biological process: ubiquitin-dependent protein catabolic process. Gene Ontology annotation, molecular function: protein-macromolecule adaptor activity. Bases 181 to 519 code for a protein of 112 amino acids. Gene Ontology annotation, cellular component: elongin complex. The transcript is spliced from 4 exons. Lineage: Eukaryota; Metazoa; Chordata; Mammalia; Rodentia; Sciuridae. The record is from RefSeq and is a predicted model, not a curated record.
UAGAAUCGUACUGGUGGAGGUUUGCCAGUGACGUCUCUUUGGAGGGCCUGAGUUACUGAAGGGGAAGGGAAGGGACGCUACGCACUUCCUGCAGACCCGUGGGCGAAGGACCGCGUCUCAAGCCUCACCAGGAAACUACUCACGUUCCUGUGGAACCAAACUAGAAUUUAUAAGAACAUAAUGGAUGGAGAAGAGAAAACCUAUGGUGGCUGUGAAGGCCCUGAUGCCAUGUAUGUCAAAUUGAUAUCUUCUGAUGGUCAUGAAUUUAUUGUAAAAAGAGAACAUGCACUAACAUCAGGAACAAUAAAAGCCAUGUUGAGUGGCCCAGGUCAGUUUGCCGAAAAUGAAACUAAUGAGGUCAAUUUUAGAGAAAUUCCAUCUCAUGUGCUAUCAAAAGUAUGCAUGUAUUUUACCUACAAGGUUCGCUACACUAACAGCUCUACCGAGAUUCCCGAAUUCCCAAUUGCACCUGAAAUCGCAUUGGAACUACUGAUGGCUGCGAACUUCCUAGAUUGUUAAAUAAAAUAAAUUAUAAUAAACUGUUAAUUUUUUUUUCAGUAUUUAAUAUUUGUAGUUCAGUUAGUAAUUUUUUCAUAUAUAGCAUGUUGCCUGUAUGCAAUUGAACUACAAAUUUAAUUGCAAAGCAGAUUUUCUUCUGUUCUUUUGCAUAGCAAUCAAAGUUAAAAUUUGUUUCAUACAUCAACAAAUUAAGGACAUUUUCACAAACUAAGAAAUAAACAAUUAUGCCAAUUUGUAGGUGGUUUUGUUUAUCCUUUGGAUGUGACUUUUAAAAUUAGAAUGAUGAUACAAUAAAUGCUGAAAUAUAGGCAUAAACGAACAUGUUCUACAGGUAAAUAAUGGGGCUAUGUAUUUUUGUUUUUAGUGUUUUUUAAAAAAAAAAAACUUAUUCUGAUCUAUAGCCACUGAUAGCAUUACUAGAGUUAUGCAAAUAAUUACAUAAUAAACAUGUUUAUAACUUAGCCAAAAGUUGAUUUUUGUAAUUCAAAGAAUGAGAGUUGAAAUUUCUUAUGUGUUUUUUGAUAAACCGCAGUAUUAUUUAAGUGUA